Messenger RNA from Durio zibethinus, 1099 nucleotides. RefSeq names its product ER membrane protein complex subunit 8/9 homolog. Gene Ontology annotation, cellular component: EMC complex. NCBI's taxonomy places the organism in Eukaryota, Viridiplantae, Streptophyta, Magnoliopsida, Malvales, Malvaceae. The record is from RefSeq and is a predicted model, not a curated record.
AAUAAAAGGAAAAGGUAUAAACACGACAUCGUUUGGUUACUCCUGACAGCUUCCUGGGAAAUCCUUUCUUGUCAGCCUUAAUAGCAUCGAACUCAAAAUUUUACAGAAAGUAAAGAGCCGAGUUGAAUUCACUACAAACUCUCAUUGUCGGCGACCCAAUUAGCUCAGAGACUCGGUGAGUCUAACCAAUCUAGAAAACAAAAAAAAUGGUGGCCGAGUUGAAGUACGAGAUCUCACAGAACGCUUACAUGAAGUUGGUUCUACAUUCUUUGAUGCACAAAACCACGGCGGUCAACGGCGUCUUACUCGGCCGAGUCAACCUACAAAAUGAAAACGUUGUUGAGAUCGUUGACUCAGUUCCUCUGUUUCACUCUAAUCUUGCUUUGUUGCCUCCCCUCGAGAUCGCCCUCAUCAUGGUAGAGGAGCAUUAUGGAUCUGAGGGCUUGGGAAUUGUGGGUUAUUUCCAUGCAAAUGAGAGGUUUGAUGAUGCAGAGCUUGGCAUUGUGGCAAAGAAUAUUGGUGAUCAUAUUUGCCGGUACUUUGCCCAAGCCGCUCUUCUCUUGUUAGAUAACAAAAAGCUUGAAGCUUUGCCCAAGGGGAAAGACCAGAGUCCUGUGAUGCAGCUUUAUAUAAGGGAUGCAUCCAAGAACUGGAAACUGGCUGGACCGGAUGGAGGCAGCCGACUGGUAAUUAAGGAGCCUGUGGCAAAUGUAGUUUUGUUGGAUUACAUUUCAUCUGAGAAAUGGCAGGAUGUUGUAGAUUUUGAUGACCACCUUGAUGACAUUAAGAAGGACUGGCUUAAUCCAGAACUCUUCAAGUAAGAUCCUUCAUCGGUUGGUUGAAGACAAUGGCUGAUGCGGAUGCAUGUCCUGAAAACCUCGAAGUAGACAAUUAAUUUGACAAACCAUAGGGUUACAGAUAUUCUAUUUGCCAGAAGAUUUUGUUGUGAUGUAUUAAUGGAGUAUUUGUCAUAAGUUCAAGAAGAUAUCAUCCACGUUUCUUUAGUGAAACAUGUGUUUUGAGUUCAUUGUUUUAGAACUUGUAAGUGGAAUGCAAAGCCAUCAUGUUUUGAAUUUAUUGACCUUGUGAUUGAGUUUGA